Filobasidium floriforme is the source of this 2599-nucleotide messenger RNA. RefSeq names its product putative meiotic DNA double-strand break processing-related protein. Gene Ontology annotation, biological process: double-strand break repair via nonhomologous end joining; mitochondrial double-strand break repair via homologous recombination; double-strand break repair via homologous recombination. The record is from RefSeq and is a predicted model, not a curated record. The transcript has 19 exons. Lineage: Eukaryota; Fungi; Basidiomycota; Tremellomycetes; Filobasidiales; Filobasidiaceae. Gene Ontology annotation, cellular component: nucleus; Mre11 complex. Bases 124 to 2361 code for a protein of 745 amino acids. Gene Ontology annotation, molecular function: 3'-5'-DNA exonuclease activity; manganese ion binding; DNA endonuclease activity.
CAAUCGGAACCUUCCUUCAGAUUCAGACUACGAUUCAUCUCUGUGACUCCCACAGAGAGUCAUAGUCAGUUCCAGGAAAGGGAAUAAAGAACCAACCGCAUUUCAGCCGCGACCUCGUUCGACAUGGUUUCUCAGCACGGCAGAGCAAGCAGGAGUCAACAAAGUCAACAACGGGAACAGCCGGUCGAGGAAGAUGCUCCAGCUGCUACACCGAGCAUCAGGGACAUCGAUGAGAGCAACUGUUUCCGAAUCCUCAUUGCCACAGAUAAUCAUGUAGGAUACAAUGAGAGGGACCCAAUCCGGGGGCAGGAUUCGAUGAAUACCUUCCGGGAGAUUCUCGAGAUCGCCAAAGAACGCAAAGUGGAUUUCAUCCUGUUGGCCGGAGACCUUUUCCAUGAGAACAGGCCUUCGCGAGCAUGUCUGCAUCAGAUGAUUGCGCUAUUGCGAGAAUACAGCUUGGGUGAUCGGCCCGUCGAGAUGGAACUGUUGAGUGAUCCUAUGGAGGGAAACACUCCUGGAUUCAACUUCCCGGCGAUCAACUAUGAAGACCCGAACUUGAACGUAGCGAUCCCGGUAUUCUCUAUCCAUGGCAAUCACGAUGAUCCACAAGGGACUGGGCCGGAAGGAGCUCUUUGUGCGCUCGACAUCCUCGCGGCAGCAGGCGUAAUCAACUAUUUCGGUAAAGUCCACCUCGCCGCUUCUGAAGAAGACCCCAACGACCCCAAUUCCUCUGGGAUCAAGAUCCGACCCGUUCUCCUGCAAAAGGGCGGGACCAGGUUGGCGAUGUAUGGAGUAGGAAAUGUCAAGGACACUAGAAUGCAUUACGAGCUCAGGAGCAACCGGGUGCGAAUGUUCAUGCCUCAGGAGGAUAAUCAGUCGAACUGGUUCAACUUGCUGCUGGUGCAUCAGAACCGGGUGAAGCACGGCCCACAGAACUCUGUCCCAGAAGGCAUGUUUGACGAUUCAAUCGACCUCGUCCUCUGGGGUCACGAACACGACUGCAGGAUCGAACCGGAAAAGGUACCCAACAAGACGUACUACAUAUCCCAGCCUGGAAGUUCCGUGGCUACCAGUCUGGCUCACGGCGAAGCCAUCCCUAAGAAAGUGGGGAUCCUAUCGAUUCAAGAAGGACAGUUCAACAUUGAACCCAUCCCACUGAAGACGGUUCGACCGUUUAAGAUCGGUGACAUCGUUCUCGAAGAAGAGGCGGACAAUGAGGAGAACGGGAUCGAUAUGCAAAAACGGGAGACAAUCACGGCAUUCCUGAAAAUCAAGAUCGACGAGUUGAUCACCGAGGCAGAAAACGAGUGGAAAGAGCUGCAUCCUGGGACGAAGGAGAAGAUGAUGUUGCCCUUGAUCCGUCUACGAGUCGAGACAACCGGAGCGAAGGAGUUGACAAACGGUCCGCGUAUAGGUUCUGAUUUCAAAGAACGGGUGGCAAACCCGAAAGACGUGAUUCAGUAUCACAAGAAGAAGGCAUUUGUCAGCAAGAAGGACCGGGUCACGGCUGAUCAACCUGACCUCGAUGAGAUGGAUGAGGACGGGUUACUCUCCAGCAGUGGUACCGGCGAAGGACCCUCGAAGAUCCGGAUGGGAGAAUUGGUCAAGAAGUAUCUUCAAGCUCAAACCUUGGAAGUGCUGGGAGAGGACGAUCUCGAGGACGCCGUGACUCGUUAUGUGGACAAGGACGAUACGGAUGCCAUCAAGGACUUUGUGAAGGAGACACUCGAGGGAAUGACGGGAGGUCUGAAGAAGAACGAGUCGAAUGUGGACUAUGACGACAUGUCCACUUUCAAGCAGUUGAUUCAAGACCAGAAGGAGAAGCAAGCCACUCAGCCUCGGGCGGAGAGGAAUAAAGGAGGUAAACAGGCCAAUCGACAGAGAAGAGCCGGGAGCGACGAUAGCAUGUUGGAGGACGACGAUUUCAUGGGCGAGGAAUCUGAUGAUAUUCCUCUGCCGGCAAACCGUGCGACCAAGACGGCGGCGGCGAAGAAGGCUCCUGCCAAGAAAGCUCCAGCCAAAGCUCCGGCCAAGCGGGGUGCCAAAAAGGCCGCACCGUUGUUUAACAACUCUGAUGAUGAUGACGAUGAUGAGGAGGAAGAAGAGGCGGUCGAGUCUGACGAGAUGGACUUCCAACCUCGGUCAACCCCUGCGGCGGCCAAAAAGAAGACUACGGCGGCGAGUGCGAGCCGGGCCGCUGCAGGUACGAGUACGAGAGGGAAGAGGGGAGCCAAAGCUGCGACUGGAGGCGCUAGACAGAGUCAACUUAGUUUCGGAGCGAGUGGGAGCCGGCCUCCAAGGAGAGCCGCAGCGCAAGUGACCGGAUCCAUCGAGAUCUCGGAUGACGACGAGGACGAUUGAUCCAGGCGCCGGUCCCUUUGAAGGGCAAGAUGAGGUGUCUACCUAGCUACCUAUCAGAGAUUAGAGACGAGCAGAGCUCGGGAAUGCAGGACAGAUACUUGUCAUGAAACAUCUUUACGUCCAUACUUUAUGCUUUACGAGGAUAUGAUAUUACGAUCUAUGAACGCUCAGACAGCCUACAUCUUGCAUCUGAUGCGUUGGUGUCGCGGGUAGGAAGCUAUCAAAACGCUUUCCCGGA